AUGUUUGCAACUGCAGUUUUACUAUUCCUUAUUCGCACCGUUACGAGCUGCCAAGAGUCACGAUGCAACGGAACGUCCUCGUUACCAAACGCCCGCUUAAUAGGAAGAGCCUUCCUUGUACAAGAAGCUAAAAACAUGGGAGACUGCAUUGACAUCUGCGACAAGCUUUCACAGUGUCGAAGUAUAAACUUCAAUUGGGUUCAUUUUCUCUGUGAAUUAAACAAAGCCGAUGUCCAUAUUGCUCCCCAAAGUCUUAUUACUUCUAAAGGAUUUGUGUACUUGGAUAAUCCAUGGAUAAAAUUUCAGCUGGUGAGUUGUGGGAAGGUAUUUGUUGAAAGCUUGGAAACACAGCAUUUUUCCCUGAAUAGGAAAAUUGGAGCACUAUAAAAUGUUAUUAGUAAACAGCGUUUAUGUAUGUUUUUUUGUUAUUUUAAUGUUUUGUUUUUUAUUCAGCCUGUUUUCUACAGUGUUGUUAUAAUGUUAAAGUUUCCGGGGAUUUAAAAAUUGAAAAAAUAGCCUGUUUAGUUUUUGUUGAGUUUGUUACGUAAUACGAGAAUGCAGCUGCGUCGUAUUAUUUUCUGUGGCAGCCCUAUUAGGUGUAAUCUUAAGAUUUAAGAAGGGAGGUGAAAUAAUCGACCAGCAUUGAAACCCAACAACAUAAGGUACAGUAGCGUCAUCGUUUCGAACAUUUUUUAUUUUAGUCGUCGAUCCUUGUGAGUUCGGAAAAACAAUGUUUUCAUAAACUCUCCACUUUAGAGCGUUUUUAAAAGUUGAGUUUUCGUUGAGGCAAAUAAAGAAGCAAAUAACAACAACAAGCCGUUUUAUUACGGGUGGAUUCAUUUGCAACAUACGCGUAUAGCUGCCGCAUUUGCCUGUUGGAAUUUUCAUCAGUUGCUUUAAAGCCUAAAAACAAUACAAAAUUCCAAUCGGUAAAUGCUGACAGCUAUACGCGUAUGUUGUAGUCUGUGUAGCUGGUGAGAUUCUCGUACCCGGGGUACUUUCAUGACGGCCACCCGGAACCACCACGCGAAGCGAGGGGUGAAGCCUCGCGCUAAUCCCGCCAGCUACGCGGGCUACGUGUGUUGCAAAUGAUCCACCCUACGUAUACCUGUGGACGGGGCCUCAAAUUCUCUCGAGAGUUGAAUUUCAUGCAUCUGACAUGACAAGUUGUGAAAACUACUGCAUUUGCAUGUUCUCAGUGGACUAAGAAACAUGUUGAGCUUCCUGUUCUAUAAUUUGCAUUGUAUUUAUUCACUUUGGUCCCAUUUAAGCUAAAGGUCACAGCUUAAAAAUGAAUCAAGUGAAACAGGGUCUGGUCAUGUGUGGUGAUUCAACUUUGCUUGAACCUUGGCAAGGAGUGACUUGAAAAGUUAAGGGCUGAGUUUUUUGAGGGCAAGACACAAAGGCGAGAUGAAAAUUGUGUUUUGAACGCCGUAAAUCAAACAAAUGUAUGUGUUAUUCACGGUAUUACUUUAUAUGGUGGUUUUCUUUUUUUCUUUUUUUGUUUCAUUUUGAUAGCUUAAAUUUUUUUCCGCGAAAAAGUUGAAAUUUCUUAUGGCCGGUACGAAACACAGGUCACUAGUGUAGGCACAGUUGAGGUGACUGGUUAUGAAAGCCCGCAAACACCAAAGAUGAAAACAACGGUGUUGCAGAUUAGUUUGGAAGCUCCCUGACUGUGCAAAUGCAAUCCUUUGUUUUUUUUUGUUCACAAAUUGUGGCUGAAUAAAUUGAUGCGAUGUUUCUUUCGAGUGUUGUCACAUGACGUCACGGCGGCCAUAUUGGUGUUCCAAAACAACCCUGUGGGAAUUGAACUCUUCUCUCAUGUAAAAACUUUUUUUUGUUCCAAUAGAUCAGCAUAGAUGCUGGCCACGUGAGUGAAAACGCUCGAUUGGCCAGUAAGUACAAAAUGGUAGAACAGAAAGAUAUAACAAAGAGGACUGUCGGGCUUCAUAACCAUUCCACUUUAUUAACUAUUGUACAGCUCACUCCUCUAUUGAUAAAAUAUAAAUUACUGCAUAAGCAGUUUCCCCGCUAAUGUUCGGAUUGUGAUUAGGGCUAUGGGACACUUUUGGUGUUGUUUAUUUACCGUAGCAUGGUGACCUGUAAUCUAACCUGCAUUUGUGACCUGUGACGUGCUACGUUUUGUACCUGUCGAUCGAGUUUCUUCCGUACAACAUCGAUAGAACAUGUAGAACAAAACUUUAUGUUUCCUGGGACAAGGCGUCCAUGUUGACAAAACAAUGAAAAACAUUUUCGCACAACCAAAUUUGCAUGAAAAAUAAAGGUUACUUCCAGUUGAGGAUAUUCGGUUAAGAAUUUUGGUCGUUUAAGGGCUUAAUAUUGGUUGGAGGUCCGGGAUGCAGGAUUAGAAUCCAUGUAACUCAGGUAAAGUCCAACAAUGCUAAAUGUCGCCAUUUUCUGCUUGUUUGUCAGACAUCGUGUGCGCACAUUCAGCAAUUAGUCCCGGAUGCUAAAUCUGGCUACUACAGGGUUCACAUAAAAGGCACGAAGGCGCAAGUGUACUGCGACAUGGACAAUUAUGGUAUGAACACUUUGUAUCCUGCAUCACUUUCAAUUGUCUUUAUUGCUACUUAAUCCACAUCUAAAUUUACUAGCUACAGGGCGCGGUUAAGUAGGCGGGGGGAGGCGGGGGCAGGGAAUGGUAGGCCGAGAGAAUAAUGUGCGGCAAGGUUACUCGAAAUGGCAGAGAAAAGAGCGGGAGGAGCUCCGAAAGGAACAAUGAUUUCCGCCACAAUCAAAAAUAGGCUAAAGCCAGGAAGCGGGUGGAAGCCGGGAGCGUCAUUUUCGAAAAAUACAGAUCUACAAGUAGCGUACGUUUUCGAAUCAUUUUCUCCCUUUUACAUGAAAGCGCUUCAACAAUGGAAAUACAUACCAGGUUAGUUUUGAAAAUUGGGGGAUACCUUAACUACCUUUGUUUUUGAGUCUUUCUUUUAAUUCUUGAAAACUGUUUCUUCUUUGCACUAAUUGACUUAAAAUUGUUGAAGCUUCUUGAAUUCUCCAAAAAAAAAUAAUAAUAAUAACACUGAAGACUGAGGCCUGGUUCCGACGCCGUACUUUUCAUGUGCCGAACCUAAUUGAAUAAGUUCGACUUUCGAGCGACACUGGCGCGAUGUCUGAUUCAGAAGGCUCACCGUGUGUCGCAGUUAAGUUCGACAAAAGUUCGACAGACUCUGUAGAACUUAAUGCUUUUGCCGCACCAAACUAAAACUGGGGUACCAAAUAGACUUCUUUAGCUUGUAUGUUUUGUUUCCCAAUAGACUUCCCGGGGAAAAUUAACCCUUUGUCUUCUCAUAAAUUAUGAGUAGGUAUGUACGUGAAUAAGACGAAAUGUGAAUGGAACAGUUCUCUAGAGUAUUAGCACAUGACCAGUGUAUUGGGAAAACAAAACAUACAAGCUAUAAAAAGGUCUUUUGAUUCAGACGCCGCUCAUUUGCCGUACUUAAUUCAUCAGCUAGGUUCGGCACAUGAUUGGAGCGGCGUCUGCACCGGAUCUUAGGCUACGUUCACACGGGGCACCGCAAGAAUUUUCAACCGCUUGAAAAUUCGUGUGGUACCACAACCGUAGGAAAAUUUAGAUGCGUAGCCAUUCAAAGUUCGGUGUGAACAGAACAAAAAUAUUGAAUGGUCCCGUGUGAACGUAGACUUUAGUAAAAGUUCUUUAUUUUUUUUCUUGGUUGGUUAUACCAUUUUAACUAGUCAUACUCAUUUGGCACGAGAUUCACCGGUCGAAAGUUCUACCGGUAACGUCAUGAUAAUUGACCAAUAGGCAGUGAACGAUAUUUCACGCCGCUCCCGACACAGCAUUUGUCAAGCAUUGUUUUCCCGCGUAAAUUUAUAAUAUGAUUCAAAUCCAUUUAGAAAAAGUCGACCUUCGUGACUCCCUCGCUCGCUCAGUCGCUGCACGACCUUAUGCAUCGAAGCUCGCUUCGCUGUUUUCAAGAACUUAUGACAGGUGGACUUGCAGCAAGUCUAGCACGGCGCACGGGACGAAUUUUCAACCGGUUGAAAAUUCAUGCGGUAUAGAAGGUGUUCCGUUCACACGGAACCACCACAACCGUACUAAAAUUUAGACGCGUAGGCAUUCAAAGUUCUGCGUGAACAGAACGAAAAUAUUGAAUGGUCCCGUGUGAGCGAAGUGCCCGGUCAAAAUUUUCAGCCGGUCGAAAAUUCGUCCCACGGUAAUUUUCAAAGAGUUAUAAUAACUUCUCUAGUGGGGUUAAUUAACUCCUUACAGUGGAGUUAUUUUUGGGGGAGUUAUUUUAUCAGUCGAAAAAGGACUUUAAAGACUCUUUUUCAGGAAUAAAAAUCACCUCAGAUUUGGAGUUAAUUUUGAGGAGUUAAAGUAAUCCCCCAAAAGGGGUUAUCCUGUACCUACAAUUUUUAAAUUUUGGGGGUUAUAAUAACUCCCGAAAAAUUAUGUUGCCGGUGUCAUGUAACCGUAACCUGCAUAAUGUAUGGCGAAUCUAAUAAGUCAGGGAAAACAAUGCACCCCAACCUCCAAUAAUGUCUUUUGGAAAGCUUCCAGUCACCAGAAGCACUAAUAAAAAAGAAUGAUCAUUUACAUCAUUUGAAACAUUAGGUGGAGGAUGGACGCUUGUUGCAAGCAUCAGUUCUUCCAGCAAUGACCAUCUUUUGAGAGCAGAAGUCAACUGCUACAAUUCAACACGUUGCGUUGAGUUUGAGUUAACCAACACGUCAAUUCCAUGCAGAAAGUUAUCAGAUCCGGAUAUUCACGAGAUUGCAACACAGGAAGGUAUAUACCGUAUUUCCUUGAAUAAGCGCCUUCCCCGAAUAAGCGUCCAACCGUGCCCCUUUCGAAUAAGAGCUCCCGUUCCCUCCCUUCUUACUUUCCCAAAUAGUAUGGCUACAAGAAAACCUGUUUCUAUCGCCAUAUUAUUGGUGUCAUAAUCGAUAUUUGAUGAUGAUGAUAAUCAUAAUAGUAAUCAGUUCUUGUUUUGCUAAAAAGAUGCUUUCCAAAAAAAGGGAUUUUUCUCGUUUAAAAUGUCAGCUUAAGCAAAAAAAAUUGACACAGCAUUUUUGUAAAGAUUUUACAAGUUUCAGUCGAAAAGGGAAUGCGCAAUGAGUAAACUUGUCGAGUUUUCAACUCAAAAGCGUUUUCAGAUUGGUGCAUGCGUGGUUACCGCGCGAAAAGCAACACACCUUGACGUCACAGCCAUGUUUACAUACUCUUAUGCAAACACGCCUCUCGGCCAAUCAGAGCGCGCGUACUGUCUUAGUUAUUUUAUAAAAAGGCUUAUAAGUGUGCGGUGUGUAAGUGUUGGUGGGCGGGGGAAACUUAUAAGCGGUAGUUUAAGGUCUACCGUUGGACGGAACAUACACAUAAGCAUGCUAGCAAACAUUGGGACUAUAAGCAGGUAAAAAGCUAUGAAUUUCAUGCACAAGGUUACGAAACAGGUCAUCAAUACCAAAAGGUGGUCCAUAAAAAUCCUUGCUAAGUGCAUGUCUGCUUUAAAUUUUUGUCAAUGGCAAAUAUUCUGACUACAGUUUCUUUAACUAGGUACCUUCAGGGUUGAUCAAGUCAACGAUGGAUAUACUGCAUUUUAUCAGGUAAAAGCAUACGUAAUUAGCUUGCUGCUGUGUAAGUGGGAGGAUUAAGGUUUCAAUGAUUCUUUAUCUGGAAGGUUUUAUUCAUUUAAAAGUUCUUUGAAACCUUGCCUUAUUCAGAAUCGCUGCAGGCAACAGUUUUGCGUUUUUAAUCGAUUCCUUUUGCGCUCUUCUUUCUCUUUAAUCUUUUGCUUCAAAACUCAUAACCUUGUUUUUUUAUAAGAACUUCAAAAACUCAUUAAUAAUUCAUAAAUAAAAAACAACAGAAAUUAAUGUUUAAUAAGUGUCUUUACAUCUGAUAAAGAUACGGCUAAGCUUUAUGUUCAAUUUUUUAGACCAAAAUAACUUCAAAUCUUAGUAUUAGUGCAAGAAUGAAUUGAUCUAUAUCAGAGAUUCUGAAGUCGUUCAUAAAACGAGCAGUCAUGUAUUAUCAGGUUUAAAAACUUUCGGCUUCGCCUCGAGGUUUUAAACCUGACGAUACACUCCUGCUCGUUUGUUAAACAGCACCUGUUAUUCACCUUGUUUUCUUCUAUGUAGUGGUUAUUGAGACCUUUUAACAACAGCCUUAGUUAACCAUUUUCCCAUUGCUCAGCUAUUUAUUGCUAUCUUUGAUAUUCCUUUGAAAUUAUCCCCUAGCUUAUCUAGUUUUGCUAUGAUCUACGAUAGGUAUCUAAAAGGCGGCGUUUUGGAGCGAUGAAGUCACGAGAAGAAGACCCAACCAUAUGAUAGACUUUCAGAACGUUUAAUUAAAGGGCUAAGUACCUUCAAACCACUUUCACCCUUUAAGUCCUAAGAGUGAUCAGCAUCAAAUUUCUCGUUGUAAUAUCAAUGCUUUGUAAAACAGAGUGGUCAUGAGAAUUACAGACAAGAUAGCACACAAAGUGAAUUUGCGUGAUAUUUUAUCAAGUCUCGCCACAACUUCUGUAGGAAAUGAAUAGGGGCAACAAAUGAGAACUUUGAUUUUGAUCUUACGGUUUAAAGGGUUAAUAAGGACACUGAGAGGACACUGAAAGUACCAAGUGGGGUUUGACUGUACUGCCAGUUGUAAUGCGCGCGUAUAACGUUUUACUGUUUACUGCUUUACAGAUUCCAGGAGGAGUGAGACAGUUUAAUUCUGAAUGCUACACCUACAGGUAAUAAAACUACAAUACCAAUGAUGAAAUUUUGUAACGCUUAAAAUGUCCCCCCCCCCCCCCAACCCAACCUUCUUUUGCCCCCCAAUUCCCUCCCCCCCAAUUCUUUUUCCCUUUGUUUUUUUGGCCCCUUUGGUCCGAAAAAUUUCGAAUUGCUUUUAAAAAGUUUUUUUUGGUUUUGACCGCCUUUUAUUAAAACUUCUAAUUUCUUUAAGUUUGGCCAUUUGUGGAUAAAAUGACCCCCCCCCCCCCCCAACCCAACCUUGCUUUGCCCGCCAUUACUCAUCCUACACAUUCAUUUCCCUUUGAUGUUUUGAGCCCCUUUGGAUCGAAGAAUUCGAAAUCGGUUCAAAAAUGCUGUUGUGCGUUUAGCAGCGCUUAAUUAUAAUCAUCGAAUUCCUUAAGAUUGGAGCAUCUAGGGAUCAAGUGGCCCAAGUGGAGGGGAUGGUGGUGGUGGUGGUGUGGGGGGGUGGGGGUGGUUGAAGAGGAUGGCCCCCAUUUUAUUUUAAGGCCAAAACUGAGGCCGGUAGGACUGCAGCUGGGAAAAACUAUUUUUGAGGUCAUCCCCUCUUAUUUGUCUAGAUUAGCGAACUGCCACUUACUUCAAUCAAUCUAUCAAUCAAUCAAUCAUUUAUUUUAACUCGUUACGUCAAAGAGCUAAAAAACUCGUUCAAAAUACGAACGUGUAUAAAUAAAAUCUACAAUAAUUACGGCUAUUUUAUAAUAUUAUUCAAUUUUAAAAACAACUCAAUAAAUGUAUACAUAUAAAAAACUUGGUAAAAAAAAAUAUAUAAUAAGCUAAAACCGACUACAAAGCCACAUACUAAAAACGUGACUAGGAAAACUAUAAUACUCGUUCUAAAAACAGUUAAAAGCUACAAUCGUGCAUUAUAAGACACGUUCUAAAAAGCUGCAAUCGUGCAAUUUACUUCUGAAGUCAUUCGCAUCACUUGAAAGACGCACUUAAGAAGGUAAGCUGUUCCAUAACUUAGUUAAUGAAUAAGUGAAAGAAUUAAAUUUAAGAUUAAAGUUAAGUAAUUCCAAACUCAAGCCCUCGCCUCUUAGCCUAUACGGUGUAUGCCUGUAUUUAAAAAGGCUUCCAAUAUAAGUAGGUCCGGUACCAUUUAAGCAUUUAAAAAGAAGUAUUAACGCCUGGUGUAAGCGCCUACAAUAUAAGGAUGUCAUGCUAGCCGUAGUGAGCAGCUCAUUUAUCAGUGUGGUUUCAGGAAACAUCAUUUUACGAAAUUUCGGCUUUAUCUUUUGCUGGUACAAUAAGGGGUAACAUUGAUCAAGGUGAAAUGACUAGAGCUGUUUUUAUAGACUUCCGCAAGGCCUUUGAUAGCGUGAAUCAUUCCCUGGUAUUAAAGAAGCUUUAUGCCCUUGGUAUCGUACAUCAAGAAUAGAAGUGGUUUGCUGACUGUCUUAAAGAUAGAACUCGGAUCGUUGUGUUCAAGGUAGCUUUCUCAGACGCUGAAUCUAUUUUUGUUGGUGUGCCUCAAAGAUCAAUCCUCGGACCUCUUUUAUUUGUGCUUCAUGUGAACGAUUUACCCACUGUUGCUGGCAAGUGUAGUAUGCUAAUGUACGCUGAUGACACUGUCUUAUUCUAUUUUGGAAAGGUUGCUGCUGCCAUUGAGAAAAGUUUCAAUAAAGAUCCUGGUUCCAUGAUGUAACUUUUAAGAGCCGAUACAUUAAGCGGGUGUUUGAAUUUAAGUAUUUAAGAUUUGUAUUUGAUGAAUAUAUUUCUUGGAAUUCUCAUGUUAAGUACGUAUUAUCCCGAGCUGGAAACCGACUGGGAAUACCAAGACGCAUCAGGGGAAUUUUACAUCAGACUGUGCUAAUUCCAUUUACACAGCUUAUAUUGGUGUGGAAUGGCUACGGAGUCAGCAACAGUUCGUCACUAGAGAGGCUUCCAAUACGUACCAAAACAAUGAGCGACAAUGACAAAGCUUUAUAUAUUAUCUUAAAUGGUCGUCUUUUGUAAAUAGACGAGAGAACCAUGUUAAUGAACUCGUUAAAAUAUGCAUUAAAGGACCCUGCCUACAAAUAUAUAAAAAAUAUUUCACAUUUGAUAGUUCAGUACAUAAUCGCAAUGCUAGGCAAAUGAACAGGUUGCACUUGGCAAGAUUUCGAACUACUGACAUUUCUAGAUUAAAACUCUUUUUAUUACAAUGGUUGUAGAAGGUAAACUUUUAAUGUUUUUUUAUUGAUUUUAUUCUUAUUUAUUGCAACUUUACAUGGUCCAUACCUUAAGAAUAAACUUUUUCUUAGCGUUUACCUGUAGAAUUCACAUCUCUGUAUUGUAUAGUUUUAUCAGGGCCCCGGUAAUUGAUAGAAGAGGUAAGUCGUCGGAAUGGGCUACCCUAAUACGAACAAACAAAGGUCUUCCGUUUCUCUUAUUUGAAAACGCGAACCUGCUGCUGCUAUAGAUAGUUAUCUCUUCAAGUAAAACCUUGUUGAUUUUUUUUUCUUCCCAGCUGCCCUCGAAUCAUAGUGUCGCACGUGUACCCCUAUCAGUGGGAAUCAAAUUGCAGAGGGGUACUCAACGGUUACCCUAUA
Molecule: messenger RNA, 9275 nt
Organism: Porites evermanni
Lineage: Eukaryota; Metazoa; Cnidaria; Anthozoa; Scleractinia; Poritidae
Source: the annotation of a GenBank genome assembly